Coturnix japonica (Japanese quail) is the source of this 8273-nucleotide messenger RNA. Its product is annotated as cell cycle control protein 50C-like. Lineage: Eukaryota; Metazoa; Chordata; Aves; Galliformes; Phasianidae. Gene Ontology annotation, biological process: phospholipid translocation. The record is from RefSeq and is a predicted model, not a curated record. Gene Ontology annotation, cellular component: endoplasmic reticulum; Golgi apparatus; plasma membrane.
UUGUUGUUAUUACAUGAUAAGUUAUGUUUAAAAUGUCUGUCCAGCAAACUGAGAGUUCAUUGUGGUUAAACUAUUGAAGUAUUCAAAGAAUAUUCUACUUUUUGUCCAUUGGAGUUGAAAAGAAAUUGUCUAUGGGUGAUUCUUCUGUCUUGUGAGUAGAAGGGUGCUUGUUUUUUGCUUUUUUUUUUUUUGCCUUUUUUUGCAUGGCAAGAUCCAAAUCAGACAUUUUUAGAAUUGAUUACCUGAUUGUGCUAAGCAAUGCAAAGAUUCUUAAGACUUGGAAUUGCUUCUUUAUCGACAGCAAUGAGUGCAGGUUAAGAAAGUUUAUUUGGUUUUACAAAAUAGUGUUGUGUAUCCAGUGCACUCAGCCCCUCCAGUCCUCCUCAGUGACAUCCAGUGAACUGGAAUAGAUCUUUUGUUUUAUCACGUUUGUUAGCUGGGCAGCUGUAGAAGUGAAGGGAGAAGAAAUAAUGAAUCUGAGAUUAUCAGCUACACUAGAAUCUAUACAGUAUCCGCACAAAUGAAUGAGACAUAACAAAUGCUUUUGAACUGUAGAACAGGAAUAAGUAUAUAAGCUUUUUCAGGAAGCAUGAUCUGGGUGUACUGACCGAAGUACACAAUCAUCUGAUUGGUACAAACUGAUCGUGGCAAUCCAUACACAAAUGUAGAAAAGGAGGAAGAGAGAGAUCUGGUUAAUAAGUAAUUCCUCAUCAUAAUGCAGAUCUGAACAAGCAAUACAGUUUCCCAACAGCAAAGACUGUAUCUCAGCUUAAACACUGUCCAGCACAAGUGUUUUGUUCCUUCCUCUCACCAAGAAGAAUAUGAAGAAUAAGAAGAGUUCUGCUCCACAAGAAGCAGAAACACGUGCUUCCAGGUGUCCAGAUAACACUGCAUUCAAACAACAGAAGCUACCGGCAUGGAAGCCCCAGCUUACCAUUGCAUCUGUGCUCUCCACUUUCUUUCUCACUGGAGCAUUUUGCCUUUCUGUGGGAGUCUCCCUCAUAGUAGCUGCAAACAGCGUCAGAGAAAUCCAGAUUGAUUAUUCAGAUAAAUGUUCAGAUUGUUCAAAGCUUCGUGAAAAUUCCUCUAAUUGGAACAUUGAAUGCCUCUGUUCUGUUAAUUUCACACUAGCAGAAGAUAUGCUGGGUGAUGUCUUUAUGUACUAUGGUCUGCAAAACUUCUAUCAAAAUCACCGUCGUUACGUGCUAUCAAGAAGUGAUGAACAGUUGUUGGGCCGAAAUGUAAAAGUUCAGAAGACCUACUGUGCACCCUUUGCCACUUACCAGAAUGGAACACCAAUGGCUCCUUGUGGUGCUAUUGCCAACAGCAUGUUCAAUGAUACUAUUGAUCUUUCUUACAAUGUGAACUCGUCUGUUAUUCAAGUGCCGCUGCUGAAGACUGGGAACAGUUGGUGGACAGAUAAAAAUGUGAAAUUUCGCAAUCCAGAGUCGCACAAUCUCUCUGCUGCGUUUGCAGGAACAGCAAGACCUCCGUACUGGCAUAAACCAGUGUAUUUGUUAGAUGAGGAAGAUGAGAAGAAUAAUGGAUACAUAAAUGAUGACUUCAUUAUCUGGAUGCGAGUAUCAGCCUUUGCUACGUUUAGAAACCUUUAUCGUCGUAUCAGCCGGAAAGGGCAGUUUACUGAUGGCCUCCCAGCAGGGAAUUAUACUUUCCAUAUUUCCUACAACUUCCCUGUUUCCAUGUUCAAGGGGAAGAAGUACAUGAUCCUUUCAACCAUGGUGUGGAGUGGAGGAAGUAACCCGUUCCUGGGAAUUGCCUAUUUGGUUUGUGGUGCAGCAGCAACCCUGACAGGUUUUAUCAUAACUGCCAUCCACUUAAAGCUCAGAAAGAAGAAAACAUACUUUCAGAGACACUGAUGUUCCCUGGAUUGCUCAGCGAAGGCAAAUGUGUGCUGUGAAUGAAGAACAGCCAGCACGGAUCUUUCAUUCUUUCCCCUGAGCUCUGGAUUUGCUUUAGUAGCAGGUUUGGUGAAUGUAAGCAAAUUGAGGGACACUGCUCGUCCAUCAUCCAAACCCAAACUUAAGCAAGGCUGCAUUAUUACUAAUGCAUAUAUGAUCCUAAAUUUGUUUCCUAGGAAACCUGUAUUGAGGGGAGCGACAAACAACGGAUAGUGUAGUGGCUUGGAAUUGCAAUGGCAGCAAAACUAGGUGGUAUUACUGUUCAUCCAGAAGUCAAGGUCUGUACUCAUUUCUUACUUAGCCCUUCAUUGCUACAGUAUUUCUAUUGACUAAAAUGCAGCUUUGGAUGGGUAGAAAGUGAGAUCUUGGUCCAACAAAGAGCUUGAGCUGAUAGAACCUAAUGCUAAAGCCCUCUUGUUGGUCGUGUGUGGGCUGACUGGCUUGGCACGGGUUGUACAAAGCUUUUUGAACUAUCCUGGAAAAGCACACCAUUUAUUUGUGUAUUAGUGUAGGAUAAUCAUCAUAGUUCAAUACUUAGAAUGCGGAUCAUGUUUCAGAAACACGGAGUGUGUUUAAAUCCUGUGUUGUGUUGGUUUUAUAUGAGUACCAGGAAUUGCCUGCAGAGCCAGAUAGAGGAUGUGAAAAAGUCAACUUAUAUUUUAAAAAAUUAUGGUUUAAUGGCUCCUUCAGUGCUAACCGUGUCAGUAAAACCAUCUAACUAAUGCAACCUGCCUACUGCAGCCUUCUGUGCAAGACGCUGACUCUCAGUGACAUGGAAUGUCUGCUGCACACUCAGGUCCCUAUUUCUAUGGUGCAGAAACUCAAUGUCAUAGGGAAGCUGUGUGAUAUUAUCAAGUCUGGUUUGCUGUUAAAGAUGCCCAGGUCUGCCUUUAAAAAUUUAUUGUGCACUUUGGACAUGGAACUGUGGCAGGCAGCCUCUGUGGAAUCAGAAUGCAAUGUUUCUUUCAAUGUCUGCCUCUUAAUUGUGUCGUGGGCAGCAGAAAACAUGCUGCUCAGGUUCACAGCCUGGCCUGUCAUUACAAGCUUGUUCCACUGAUGUCUUAUGCUGAUCUUCUGGGUUAACACACAUCGUCUUCUGCUCAUCCCGGUCAGGGCCAGUCCCUUCCAUCAGAAAGCUGUGAAAACAGGGUUCCAGGAUUUCAAACAACCACAUCUAAUCCUGCCAGGGGCUUGGGAGAGCCCUAUCCCUGACUGGACUGGACAAGACAGGGCACGAAGCAGUGCAUUUAGCAAUGCUUAAGCUCAUUAUUCUCAAUCACUUUUAACAAUGAGACAUGCUCCUGAUCCUUCUCAGUGCUUUUGAAAAUGUAAUCCCAUGCAGCCCGCUGGAAGGGCCCCGCUGGUGUUGCUGACAAAGCUGAAUCAGGACUUGCAGCUCCAAACAGACCACAGGACUCUUCUUUUUUUCCUUCCUAAUGCUUUCCCCCCCAUUCUCUGUGUGCAUGUGUGUGUGUUUUCUUAUUCUUUUUUUUUUUUCCCCCCUUUCGUUGUUUCUUUUUGUUGUUGUUUUAAUCCUGUGAGAAACUGACUUUCAGGAAAUGAUGUGUCAUCUGGGUGCUUAGGCCACAGCACGGUUGCCAUUAGUUCUGUUUCUUCAUGGAUUAUCUAGUAAAAAUGUUACUGAACGGAAUGAGGAAUGCAUUCCAGUGAUUUGGUGUCUGCAAUAAAGAAGAAGGUAUGUGGAAAGUGCAGUCUUGCAAGCAGUGUUAGCGAUAUGUCUGUUAUCUCCCAGAGGUUGCUGCAAGAACCUGGCUCUUCUCUUGAAACACAUGAUGUUUUCCAAGUCCUCUGCAGGGAAAGCUGUCUUCAAACCAGUCUUCCUGUAACUGUUAUUACCCAAGUCUUUGUUUUUAGGAACAAAAGCUCUUUUUCACCUUGCCACAACUUUAAAUACGUCUUCCAUCCUUAUUGAAGGCCGCUGCUGUUAUAUGAACAGCUCUGCAGAGCGUCUUGUCAUGUUGGAUAGCGCUGCCUGGCCCACAGUGAUGGUGGUGGCAGCUUUGAUGAAGUGCUUGCAGGAGAUAUGUUUGCAUGGGAUCUGCUUUGCUCAUAACGAUAGAAAAUAAAGUUUUAGCACCCUCCUUACGCUGCCUUUUGUGCAGCGCAACAAGUAAGCGGAUCUUUUUCAGUUAGAUGGUAGCACUUGUAAUCUUACUGAUUCAGUACAUAAACAUCCUGGUUUAAGGCUGCUGAAUGAACCUAAGAGCUGUACCUGGUAUGUGUAAAUGAGCAGCAGCACCGUGAGUGCUCCAUUGCUAAAGCCAUUCAAGACUGCAAUGUUCAGGCCUAGCAAAAUCAUUAAACUGUUUGAAGCCUUUUCCUACAGAUGCCAGCACUUCAGAAUACAGCGUGACACACAAGGUAUGUAGAUUUCUGCUUUCAAAGGAAAAGUCUUUGGGACUGGAUUUCAUGAAAGGUACCUGUAUCCAUAGAGGGAGGCGUUAAACAGAAGCAGCAAUUACAGGAUAUUUCAGGAGUGCUUCAGAUACAGAACGUUUCCAAGGCUUUCUAAGGGUUUACCAUUUCACACCUAUACAUCCAGUGUCUGUUUGCCGUGGUUGGUUUUUCUCUGUUACACAAAGAGAUUUGCUUCUUCCAUCUGAAAAUAAGGUAACCAAACUGGUGUCAGGGUAAAGUCAGGGAGAGAAGUUCAGGAAAGGGAGGGCUUGGAAAAUCAGAUAAUAUGCAGAGAGGACUGCAUUUCAAUUUGGAUUUAAGAUCUAAAAUAGGAGAAAGCAGCUGCUUCGCUGAUCAGGUGGUGCUGUAUUCCUUGAGUUGAGAGCAGUAUGGUGGGAGAAAGCUGAUUUGAGAGAGAAGCUGAGCUGCUUCUGUGUGCUCUGUGUGCUGCUCCUCCACCCCAGGCUAUGGGAAACCAGGCAAAGGAAGAGUCGGGGCUCAUUUGGCUUCUGCUUAAAUUUCAUGAGUGUGAGAAAGUUGUGUUCCUUUGUCUUUUUCCCUAAUGAGAUUCCUGAGGAAGUAGCAUCCAACCCUGCCCAUAGCCCCGCUGGUCACAAGUUAGUUUGCCUUUGGGGGGUUACUGAGCUGCUGCCGCUGAGGUACGAUGGGGCAGCUGCUACUUGGCAGCACAGAGAAACAUCACAACAGCUCAGGACAAUAAUAAGAACAUCUGCAGCUCAUAACAGCCCUCCCUGGUGGGUGUGCCAAGGCAUCCGGCACAGCAGCAGGGGACGGCCAGGAUUUAGGGCUGGCGGUGCUUCAUCCUGGUGGGUGGCGGGUGAUGGGAGGAGGUGGCAGUCCUGCGUGGUCUGGCUUCUGCUGGCUGCUACUGGGCCGUAGGAGGAGGGGGAGGGCUGUUCAGAAGGCAUUUGAGAGCCCCGAGGGGCAUUAUGCUGAACGCAGGGUGUGCUGCUGGGAUGGCUGAGCAGCUUAGCAUGCAUCAGAGCCUGCUGGUGGCCUAAGUGGGAUAUAGAGAUAAAUCACAGAGUGGGAGAGAAGGUGAGGGUGCAGAACAUGAGAAGACACGAGCCUGUUGGGCACAUUUUGGGCUUUGUCAGGAUGAUUUUGAUUGCAAAUGGAAUGUCCCACAUGGCAUAAGUAAAUAGGCUGCAUUUUGUUUGCCUCGAAACUUACCUGUCCUGUCAGGAAUUCUCAUAUCCACCAAAACAGGUAAUAGCAAAUGUGACGGAGAAAUUAUGCAUUAAUGUGUCAGGUGUAAUUUUAAGUGUUCUUAGUGUUCUGAGAGACUGUGCUUUGGGUAUGACUUUUUGAUUACUGAGUCACAUUAAUAGAGUAAUAGUUAAUAGAGUAAUAGUUAAUAGAGUAAUAGUUAUUGCAGAGAAUAUUCUUGGGACUAUUUAAUGCUAACUCACACACUUAUAUACGUACCUUAUAAAAAGUCAGAUUUGGAAAUAAGGGCAAAUGUUUAAGGUAUGAAGAUGGCUGUAGUUAAUAGCGGCCUUUGAAGUGGAUGCGGUGGGAACUGAUUUUUGCAGGCAGCUUCACUCAUACUGGGUAUCACGCGGCUGCUGCUUUCAUUAUGGCGUGAGCUUCAAAUCUGCUACAGAUGCGAAAGUCAUUAGAAGUUUGGAAUAGCAAAUAAUGGUUUCAAGUCCCUCGAUGCUGACAAAUUUAGUAUCUGCCACUGUUCUGUGCAGGAGCGCUGCCAGGGAAGGUGUAGAUUUAUGGAAGGGGUUUGGUUUGAUCAUCAGUGAUUUUCCUCGCUUUAUGCAGACAGGCAGCUCUUGGCGUACGUGGUUUCACCUUCCUCUACCGGGUUGAAAUCCUCUACCGGCACGAAUGCGAUAUUGAAACAUUGCUGUCAGAACUGAAAUUGAGUUGUUAUGUUAUUUUGUCUCCCCUUGACGCUCAAGUAUUGGGUUUUGGUCCCACUUAAUCUUCUUCCCUGCUGCCAAAAUAGCGCUGUGUUGUGGUUUGCUCCCAUGACCAAAGUGGGGUGUUGGGUUGGAACAGGAAUGGAAAUUCUCAGAGUCUGUGGAGCUGAAGGAAGAUCUGAAGCCCCACCAACUUGUUGGAAGUUACAAGCGAGGUUCCCUGGGAGCGCACUGAGUGUUUGGCCCCUGCCAGUUUGGGCAGAUCCUGAGAUCUCAUUAUUCCAGUGGCGCACUCUGUGUUGCCCCACAAAACUGAUAUUGAAGCCAUCUUAUGUGAACCUACAGAACCGGGAUCUGUGUUAUGUCAGCAUCUGGCUGUUGCUGGGGGAGAAGAAUGUCCUCCUCAUUUAUGUCACUCAUUAAGAGCCUUAGGAAUUUUAUAGAUGGACCGUAUGUGUAAGAGGAUGGUUUUGCUUUCUGCGUGCACCUUCCUGUUUGACUGGAAGGCCGCCGCCUUAGAGGAGGAAUCUCUGAAAUACUUCUGUCCUAUAAUUUACCUGCCAGGAUGGAACAGUGUAUGAGAUACGGUGUUCGCUGUGCCAGAUAUGACUUCAGACAGGAUGCUGUGUAACGAUGUGAGGGCCGUAAUGUGAGGUCCACUUUCUGAAGGAAGACAACUUUCAAGGAUGGUAGCAGAAAGCUCCAAACUGCACUGUGUUCUGGAUACUGGGAAGGUAUUAUAUACAUUAACUAGAAUUUGGACCAGGCAUGAAACUGAGGCUGGGAUACCUUUUGCAGUAGACAGAUGAUUGGGUGUUACUGAUCAGUGCGAGUUUUUCCUUCCAGUUGCUCUGCGCUGUUGGGCAGGAGGUGCUGGGGUAAGUUACCUUGUGAUAUGGGCAGCUUAGGGAUUUUCUCUGGGAUAUUUUUUCUUCCCCUGUUAUGAGUUUCAUUCUAAAAUUAUCCUCAUAAAAUCUGAAGAGAAAAGCAGAUGCUUGUUUGAUGGAUCUUCUCUCUGUGUCUGAACAAGCUUCUUUUUAUUCUGCAAUUGCAUCCCUAACUGAAUUCCACAUACAUUCUAUCAUACCUGUGUCACACGUGCAAAUGAGUCUGUGUUUUUGUAUGUGUUAUAUGCUCUUAUCUCUGAAAUAGAGUACAAACUAGCAGCGAGAUGGAGGUGAAAGUAAAGGCUGUUAAGCACAAACAUACUGAGCGUAAUAGGUAUGUACAAUUUAUUUAAAAUACUUUUGACCAUACAUUAAAAAACCUCACUAUUUAUACAGUCUAAUUUCUAGCAACAUAUACAGAUACUGAGCAACUACGCUACAUGCUGAGGUAAGAACAUACUCAAGCCAAAGAAGGCUGAAAUACACUUUAUAUCCAUAUAGCUUCACGUGUAAAAAUGAGACCCAUUAAUUGUACCUCUGCUUGCAUUGUGCAUUGGGGAACAUCACUCUUAGGUCUGUCACACAAUUUACAUUUGAGAGUCGAUGUUUAACAGCGUACACUUUAAACCCAACUAUGAGAAAUUCCAACUUAGCCCGAGCAGGUACAAUGUAAAUGUUGAAAGCAGUGAGGAAAGCAGCAGAGCAGGCUGUUUUCUGUCACAAAAAGGGCCUAACUCCAUUCUUAACUAUGACAGAUGCUGCUGCUCAGAUAAUAUAACAGCAUCGUGGCUGCUUGAACAUAACCCACUCUCUUACACUGCCUCAGCCUACUGUUACGGUCAUUGUUACACUGUAUCUGGCCUAAUAUAAAAAUCAAAUGCAGGUUUCCAACACUGUUAACUAAUUUUACCGAAUUACUUACAUAAAUCCAUGUGAUCCACACAGAUAUUUUUGUUUCAAAGCCUGAAACCUCAAAAGUUUCUUCAAGUGAAUUGGGAAUUGGGACACCUUGGUCACACCUCGGUGCAACCAACCAACCUUCCACCCCUUUCAAAUAAAGCGCUGUAAUGUCAAAGUUCUGACUGCUGCUUUGGGCAAGAGCGCAUACCUGCCUGUUUAAGGAGAGCACAGAGGACUGUGAACUAGCUUUAUCA